GGGGGCGUCGUGACGCGGCUGCGCGGGUUGGGCCCGGCGGAGGCGAAGCGGCGGCGACGGCGACGGCGCGACGACGGCCCGGCAGCCCGGCCGCCAUGAGCACCAAGCAGGUUACUUGCAGGUACUUCAUACACGGCGUGUGCCGGGAGGGCAGCCAGUGCCUCUUCUCGCACGACCUGGCCAACAGCAAGCCGUCCACCAUCUGCAAGUACUACCAGAAGGGCUUCUGCGCCUACGGCACGCGCUGCAGGUAUGAUCACACCAGGCCCUCGGCCGCAGCAGGUGGUGCGGUGGGGCCCGUCUCCCACGCUGGGCCUUCCCCAGGCCCCCACAGUCCUCACGCCGCCGACCUCGCCACGUCCACUGUGAGGAUGCACACGCACGAGCCGGGGAAGCGGGAGAAGAGGACGCUGGUGCUCAGAGACCGCAAUCUCUCUGGCUUGGCGGAAGAGAAGACGCCCCUGAGCGCGGCCGGCCCCCCCGGCGGCUGCAGUGACGCGCAGACGGGCCUGGACGCGAAGCCGCACUCGUACCUGGACGCCAUCCGCAGCGGCCUGGAGGACGCGGAGGCCGGCAGCUCGUGCGGCGGCGAGCAGCCGCUGUGCCCGUACGCGGCCGCCGGCGAGUGCCGCUUCGGGGACGCCUGCGUCUACCUGCACGGGGACGUGUGCGACAUCUGCAGGCUGCCCGUCCUGCACCCCUCCGACCCCGAGCAGAGGAAGGCGCACGAGAAGAUGUGCAUGCUGACGUUCGAGCACGAGAUGGAGAAGGCGUUCGCCUUCCAGGCGAGCCAGGACAAGGUGUGCAGCAUCUGCAUGGAGGUGAUCCUGGAGAAGGCCUCGGCCUCCGAGCGCAGGUUCGGGAUCCUGUCCAACUGCAACCACACCUACUGCCUGUCCUGCAUCCGCCAGUGGCGGUGCGCCAAGCAGUUCGAGAACCCCAUCAUCAAAUCGUGCCCCGAGUGCCGCGUCAUAUCGGAGUUCGUCAUCCCCAGCGUGUACUGGGUGGAAGAUCAGAGCAAGAAGAACGAGCUGAUCGAAGCGUUCAAGCAGGGAAUGGGGAGGAAGGCCUGCAAAUACUUCGAGCAAGGGAAGGGGAGCUGUCCCUUCGGGAGCAAGUGCCUGUACCGCCAUGCCUACCCCGACGGGCGCCUGGCGGAGCCCGAGAAGCCCCGGAAGCAGCUCAGCUCGGAGGGCACCGUGCGGUUCUUCAAUUCCGUGCGGCUGUGGGAUUUCAUCCAGAACCGGGAGGCGCGGCAGGCGCCCGCCGCGGACGACGACGUGGCGGAGCUCGGGGACCUCUUCAUGCGCCUCUCCGGCGUGGAGUCGCCGGAAACCUAGUCAGGGGCCCAGCUGUGCACCGGGGCGCGCGGGGUGCCCUGGUGGAGCCCGUGGCGAGCUGCCGGCGCCUCCCCGUCCUGGGCGCCAGGGCCGCUGGGAAGAGCAGGGUAUGAAGGGCGUGCCUCGCACACGCGUCACUAGGUUCCUAGUCGGUAGCUGCACCUCCGCCGGGGACCGGCGCCCCUCAACUAUUUUGAUUGCUUUGAAAAGAAACCCGGCUCCUGUCCUUUGUGAGUCGCUCAGCAGCGGCAGCGGCACGGAGGCCUCCACCGCGGGGGACCCGAACCCCGGAGCACAGCGAGGACGCCGCCUUCCACUCCGGCGUCCAGCCGCCCCUCCGCCCUCGCUGCCCCCACGCCUGGAAACUUCCCAGCACCCGGGACGGUUCGUGCGGGACGUGACCGGAGCCGCAGUGCACGUAGCCUCGCGAGGUACAACGCUCACUCCAAACCCCGAUUUUCUCUAUUUUUGUAAAAGCCAAGUAUUUUCCAGAGCGCGGCUGCCGCUGCGGUGCCCAGCACACGCGGGGUCCUCCUCGCCGCGGCUUCACGAGGAGCAAGCCCGGCCGUGGGCCAGGCCGAAGCUGGGGACCCACCUGGUCCUGGGGCGCUGCACAGGGAGGGGCGAUUCCUUCUGAAGGAGUUAAUAGCCAUUAAGCCUAAAUUUAAUUUAUUUUAUUAAAAUAACAUAAUUGAUGAAUUAUCAGAUAACUGUAUCUUGUCAGACACGAUAAAAACAAAAUUAAAACCCCAAUCAUUAA
Molecule: messenger RNA, 2100 nt
Organism: Perognathus longimembris pacificus (Pacific pocket mouse)
Lineage: Eukaryota; Metazoa; Chordata; Mammalia; Rodentia; Heteromyidae
Gene: Mkrn2
Product: makorin ring finger protein 2
Exons: 8
Coding region: 96-1340 (414 amino acids)
Biological process (GO): protein polyubiquitination
Molecular function (GO): ubiquitin protein ligase activity; metal ion binding
Source: RefSeq, a predicted model, not a curated record